CACUGCACACUCUCUCUCUCUCUCUCUCUGCUUCGCUUUCCACUUCCUCCAGAUCUGCUGCAUUCUCUUGCGUUUCGGCGUCGUCGUCGUCGUCGUCGAGCUCGCGCGCCGCCUCCACAGCUUCGCCGGCCGGCCGCCUCCCAUGGCGAAGGUCUGCCUCCCCGCCCUCCUCGUCCUCCUCCUCGUCCGCCCCGCCCUCGCCGCAGAUCCGCCUCAGAUCCCGCCGGCCCUCUCGCCUGAGCUCGCCCCCGAUGCCCCCACUCCGGUAGCCGGAGCUCCCGAGCACUACUCCCCCGCCUCGUCCCCGCCGUCGCCUCUCCCGUCGGGCUCGCCCCCGGCUCCCGCGCCGGCGACGCCGUCCCCGUCCCCGUCCCCGUCCCCGAGCAAGUCCGCCGGCACGCGCCACACGGGGGUGACCGUGUCCGACGAGGACGCGGGGGACGGCGGGUCGUCGUCGUCCGGCGGCGACGGCGGGCUGAGCAACACCAAGAAGGCCGGGAUCGUGGCGGCGGCGAUCGUGUUCGCGGGGCUGGCGCUGCUGGGAGGGAUGGUGUACAAGAAGAGGAAGGACAACAUAAGGCGGUCGCAGUACAGCUACGCCGCUCGGAGGGAGAUCCUCUGAAGGAAGGAGAAGCGUGUCGCCACACACGAUUCUUCCUCCGGUGCUUCUUGGGUAUAAUUUUCUUUUGAUUUGGUCAUGAUUUCUGGUUACAGCUUAAUGGGGGUCUCGCCAUACGAUAUCGUACGGGGGGGAAAUCAGGAUUGAUAUUGAUAUUGAUAUUGAUAUUGAUUGAUUCGUGACUGUCGAUCGAGCUGCAAUAAAGAUUUGUUUGGAAGA
Molecule: messenger RNA, 838 nt
Organism: Syzygium oleosum
Lineage: Eukaryota; Viridiplantae; Streptophyta; Magnoliopsida; Myrtales; Myrtaceae
Product: classical arabinogalactan protein 5-like
Exons: 1
Coding region: 143-622 (159 amino acids)
Source: RefSeq, a predicted model, not a curated record